ACCAGGCAAUUUUUCUGGUUUCCCUACAAACGAGAAGGGGAGAGAGUUCAUUCAGGCCCUGCGAGAGGACCUGGUACUUUCCUUCUAAAGCUCUCGUUUCCUCGGGGAACAGAAUUGCUACACGCAGUAGUUAUAAUUAUUUAAUAUGUUUCCACUGACUGAGGAAAAUAAGCAUGUGGCCCAGUUGUUGCUCAGUACUGGUACCUGUCCAAGAUGUAUCUUCAGAUUCUGUGGUGUGGAUUUUCAUGCACCUUACAAACGUCCCUACAAGGAGUUGCUCAAUGAACUACAGAAAUUUUUGGAAACUGAAAAAGAGGAAUUAAUUUCGGAUGUUCCAAACCCACCUCCCAAGAAAAUUCGACUACAAGAACUAGAAGAUGGGAUUGAUGGGAUUGAUAAUCUGAGUCAAAAUGGAGAGGGGAGGGUCUCCAUUUUGGAAGAUGGUAGCAUUGCUUCUAAGAACUCAAAUUUAAAUGUAUGCAAUGUAUGUCUAGGAAUUCUUCAAGAAUUCUGUGAAAAAGAGUUCAUUAAAAAGGUGUGCCAAAAAGUUGAGGCCUCUGGUUUUGAAUUUACCAACUUGGUAUUUUCAGUCUCCUUCCCACCACAGCUAUCUGUAAGAGAGCAUGCUGCAUGGUUGCUGGUAAAACAGGAAAUGGGAAAGCAGAAUCUGUCGCUGGGAAGAAACGAUAUAGUACAGCUAAAAGAAGCCUACAAAUGGAUAACUCACCCCCUGUUUUCAGAGGAACUGGGUGUUCCCAUUGAUGGAAAGAGCUUGUUUGAAGUGAGUGUGAUCUUUGCUCACCCAGAAACAGUUGAGGAUUGCCACUUCCUACGUGCAAUAUGCCCAGAUUGCUUCAAGCCAGCCAAAAACAAGCAGUCGGUGUUCACUAGAAUGGCAGUUAUGAAAGCGUUGAAUAAGAUAAAAGAAGAGGAUUUCCGCAAGCAGUUUCCUUGUCCUCCAAACUCACCAAAGGCUGUAUGCACUGUUCUUGAAAUUGAGUGUGCUCAUGGUGCUGUUUUUGUGGCUGGGAGAUAUAAUAAAUAUUCCAGGAAUCUACCGCAAACUCCUUGGAUAAUUGAUGGAGAAAGGAAGCUGGAAUCUUCAGUGGAAGAAUUAAUUUCAGAUCAUCUUUUGGCAGUAUUCAAAGCAGAGAGUUUUAAUUUUUCCUCCUCUGGAAGAGAAGAUGUAGAUGUGAGAACAUUAGGAAAUGGAAGGCCCUUUGCAAUUGAGCUGGUGAAUCCUCAUAGAGUACAUUUCACUUCACAAGAAAUUAAGGAACUUCAGCAGAAAAUUAAUAAUUCGUCUAACAAAAUCCAAGUCCGUGACUUGCAGCUUGUCACAAGAGAGGCAAUAGGACAUAUGAAAGAAGGUGAAGAAGAAAAGACCAAAUCCUACAGUGCCUUAAUAUGGACAAAUAAAGCCAUACAGAAAAAAGACAUUGAAUUCCUAAAUGACAUAAAGGACUUAAAGAUUGACCAGAAAACACCCCUCCGAGUCCUGCAUCGGAGGCCCUUGGCUGUGAGAACUCGCAUCAUUCACUCCAUGGAGACGCGCUAUGUGGAUGAACAUCACUUCCACCUCUACCUGAAGACUCAAGCUGGCACCUACAUUAAAGAGUUUGUACAUGGAGACUUUGGGAGAACCAAGCCGAACGUUGGCUCUCUAAUGAAUAUGACUGCAGACAUUCUUGAGCUGGAUGUUGAGUCUGUAGAUGUUGACUGGCCCCCUGCUCUGAAUGACUAGCUUUCAAACUUGGAAACACAGAGUAGGGUUUUCGUGGCACGAUGUGGACAUCCGUUCAGCAUACACUGUAUGAUGGCUGUUUACUCACCAUAACAGUGUCUUGGAAACCAUUUGGAUCAUGUUGAUCUAUAUAUUUUAACAUUUGUUGUAACAUCUCAGGAUCUAUAUAUGUGUAUAUUUUGUGUUAAAUGUUCUAAGGAUAUCUUAUGAUUUUUCUUGUUCCCUCUCCAACCCCCACAAGCCAAACUAUGAAUAAUGGAAACAUUCUCUUAAUUAUUCCAUUUAGAGAAGUACACAAACAGGAUGCAUUCUGAUAAUCUGAGAAGCUAGAAUUUCUUUCAGCACAAUUUCCCUGCACAAGACAUACCACCUUCAAAAUCAUGUUCUAAAUUUGUUAAAUGAUCUUGACAAAAGAUCUAGAUUGAUACACAGGACAGUAUCCUAUAAUAUCCUAAGAUAUCAAAUGUAAAUCUGACAUCAUUAAUAUUUUUCCCGGUAAACUUCAAGUAAGCCGUUGUCAACAGAAGUACUCUUUGGUAUAAUCUGUCACAAAUCUUAAUGACUUCAAGUUACUAUUUUGACAACCUAAAAAAAUCAAUACCUUUCCUGGGGAGGGAAAGUGAAACUUAGGAAUUGAGGUGUACCCUGGUAAGAGACUUCCAUAAAUCUUUUAAAUAAGGAGACACAAGUGCCUUCAGUAAUUUCAAACCCAGGGAUAAGAUUUUGAAAAAUUAAGAUUGCUAAACAAUCUGAUAUAUUCCAGAGUGCUUCAAUAUAUUAUCCAAUUUCACACAUUUGCAUCAAGUGGAUAGGAUUUCAUCAUUUCCAUUUUAUAAAUAUGAAAACCAAAGAAUGAAAGUUAAAUGAUUUGUCUAAAAUUGUUAGUUACUUCCUUAGGAGGGGCUAAAACUGAAAUGUCCUGGUCUUUAAGGUCCUUUCUUAAUAAACCUUGUUAUUGAGCACCCACUGUGUAAAGGAGGCACCUGAGAAUGUCAUUUAAAUGCACUAACCAUGAGAAUUGACUUUUAGAAUUCAGAUACCAAAUCAAGGAGCUUACCAAAAAAAUAGCCCAAGUAUAUUUCAUAUGAUCUCAUAUGAUGACCAUUUGUUAGUAAGUUGGUACUAUGAAGAGAGAACAGGAAAUAAGCCAAACCUAAAGAAAAUGGAUGGGUCAUUAAGAGGAAUGUUUCAGCAAUCUCAUUAAAAUUUGAGAUUUAAGUAUAAUUUGUCACCCUGAUUCAACUAUCUGAGCUUAUUUUAAAACACAUGUGACUUGGAUGGUAUUGGAUUAUUGUUUUCCAUCUCUUCAUUAAACCUACUUCAUAGAUACCAAGAUGUAUUAUUCAUUUUAGAAAUCAGGAAAAUUAUUUAAUUGACAUGAAGUUCCGUAUGUGAAUACUAGCAAAAACUUUUUUCACUAUUUUCAAUGCCAGAAAGUGAGAAAGGGAUAACGGAAAUAAACUUCUGAUAAACAGGGAAGAAAUUUUGUGUGUUUCUCCAUUUCUGGGGAAGUUUUGCCACAAAAGAUUUAAAUAAUUUGGGAGAUAGUCUUUUGCAUGUUUCUUGUGGCUCAGCCUUGAAUUUAGUGGAAUCUCCAAACUGGAAAAAUUAAGAACUUCCUUAACAGAUUUCUAUUUCUUAAAUUUCUAUUCCUGACAUGCAAAGUUUUAAGCAAAAACAUUAGCUGUUUAUACUUUAUUUAUUCCAUAUGUUCAUAUAUUAUGAGACACAGGUUGUUAAAAGUUAACGUUAGGUCUUUGUGUUAUGCAGAGCUGGGAAUAUUAAGUAAUGAGUGCUAUAGUUUCACUUUUGCCCAUAUAAAAUUAUUUUUAGUUUUGUGAUCUCCCCUCAUAGCUUUGUUUAAAUGAAGUCUUUAAUAACACUUAAAGAAAGGGCCUAUUGUACUUCUUAGUAUUUCUUUGUUCCAAAUACAGUCUGUGAUUUAGUUGAGGAAAAACAACUCUGAAUACCUGGAAAAGAAAAGAAAAAAAAAUAUCCCAAGUAAGGUAACUGGUGACAUUAACAAGUUAUAUGAAAUAAACUUGGAAGUUAAAUUUCCAUUUCCAAAGAGAAAAACAUUUUACUUAGGCUGAUCUUUUCUUUUGGAUCUUUAUCCUUGAUUAUUAAGCCCACAUAAAGAGAAUGAGCUUUGACACAAGCUUUUUGGAUUUUCUGAAAUGGUACCCCCCUCCUUUUUUUUUUUUUUUAAGUUUUUUUUAUUUUGAGAGAGAGAAAGUACAUACGGGAGGGGCAGAGAGAGAGGGAGAGAGAGAGAGAAUCCCAAGCAGGCUCUGAACUGUUAGCACAGAGCCUGACAUGGGGCUCAAACUCACGAACUGUGAGAUCAUGACCUGAGCAGAAAUCAGGAGUCAAAUGCUUAAGUGACUGAGCCCCCUAGGUGCUGCUUUUUUUAUUAUGGAGAAAAAAAAAAUACCGCUUUUAUGAUAUUCAUUUAUUUUCAUUUUGAAAUAAUUUCAAAUUUACAGGAAAGUUGCAAGAAAAGUACAAAGAACCUUUUCCCCCUAAACCAUUGAGCCAGUGAUGCUUCAUCACCCUGAAUACUUCAGUGUGUAAUUUCUACAAACAAGGACAUUCUUCUUCGCCACAACAGAACCAUCAACUCAGAAGUUCACAUAGAUAUUACGACUGCGUAAUCCACAGACCCCACUUAAGUCUCACCAGUUGUCCCAACGGUGACUUUCACGGGCAAGGGAUCACACUUUGCAUGUAACUGUUACGUUCCUUUAAUCUCCACUAAUCUGAAAAGUUUGUCUUUCCUUGACUUUCAUUACUUUAAUAUUUUUGAAGAUUUCAGGUCAGUUAUUUUGUAGAUUGCUCCUACAUCUGGGUUUGCUUGAUGUUUCCUUAUUAUUAGACUCAGGUUGUACCUUCCUCGCAAGAGUACCAUAGGAGAUAUUAUCUUCUUGCAUCUUAUCAGGUAUUCUACAAUUUUGAUUUGUGCAGUUGCUGACGACUGGAUUUUAAUCACUUAAUGAAGGUAGUGUCUGCCCCGCUCCUCCACUUUUAUAGUUACUCUUUUUUCCCUUUAAUUAAUGAGUAUCUUAUAAGGAGAUCAUCACACUUUCAUCUAUUAAUUUUAGCAUUUACUGAAGAUUUGUCAAAUACUGAUUUUCUAAUUCCACCGUUCCUUUUACAUUUCUUGGUUACCAUUCCACCGAAAGGUAGAAGUUUCCCUUCUUGUGGAUUUGUGGCUUCCUGUUUUAUUUGACGGGUUAUAAUUUGUUACUUACGAAUGCAAAGGCAUACAUGCACAAACACAUUACUUUACACAUAUUGAAAAUUGGGAGUUGUAUACCAGUACUUCCAAUUCCAACCUUAUUCUAGUUUUCUCCCUUUUCAUAUUUGUAAUACCUUUCUCUGACAGAAAUCUGGCUCCCAUUAGCCUUAUUUAUUUACUUGAUAGAUCAGUCCCCCUCCUAAAUAACCAAUCUCCUAUUUCUUAUUCCAGAU
Acinonyx jubatus (cheetah) is the source of this 5215-nucleotide messenger RNA. It is a transcript of the gene PUS10, whose product is annotated as pseudouridine synthase 10. The record is from RefSeq and is a predicted model, not a curated record. Bases 146 to 1744 code for a protein of 532 amino acids. Gene Ontology annotation, molecular function: pseudouridine synthase activity; RNA binding. Gene Ontology annotation, biological process: tRNA pseudouridine synthesis. Lineage: Eukaryota; Metazoa; Chordata; Mammalia; Carnivora; Felidae. The transcript has 18 exons.